Prorocentrum cordatum is the source of this 3481-nucleotide messenger RNA. The record is from the annotation of a GenBank genome assembly. NCBI's taxonomy places the organism in Eukaryota, Dinophyceae, Prorocentrales, Prorocentraceae.
CCGCCGGCCUGGUGCCGUGGUGGACUCCGCCCUGGGUCCUUCGUGCUGCUGAAGUACGCGGGGGACACGACGUGGCACACGACGCUGCUGAUCCGGGAGGUGGACUCGGCGACGAAGGGGUGGUUCAUCCUAACCCCGGACGAAGACUUGUACGUCGAGCGCCUGGAGGCGUCCGAGGACGGAAACAUCCGCGCGGUGCGAGUUUGCGCUGCCGGAGGGACGACCCCGAUCGGAGUGCACCUUAGCAAGACGUACGGCUUCGACCCCCCGCCGGUCGAGGCGGACCUCGAGGGGCUGGUCUCCGAGACGGAGCCGUUGGUGGACAGCGAGCGCGGCCUGCUGGGGUUGCCGCCGCUGCCGGCCCCUCCGACGGGGGCACUUGUGGUUCCCACAGCUCGCACCGCCACGCUUCUGCUCGACUUGGGGGCCCCGCCAGGGCCCAGGCUUUCGACGCCGCCUGGCACCGUCUGGGUCUACGCGGAGUCCGCCUACGGCCGCGAGAAGGGCGGGCGGGCCGCCCUCAACGACACGGCCGUGGCCUCUGGCGACAGAGGGGCGCUGGAGCUGGAACCGGGCGCCUCGAUCGCCAUCGCGCGCGUCGAGAUCGGCCGCGAGGAGGAGUUCCCGAAGGAGCACACGACGAAGGAGAUGAGUCUGAUUGACACCGAGACGGACGCCAGGGUCAUGCGGGUCAAGUACGCUGGAGGUUCCGGCAAGCGGCACCGAGACUGGAAGGACGUCCUGGACGGCAUCUCGGAGGCGCCGCUGAUCGACUUGCCGAUCGAGGGGCCGCGGACGAGCAGCUGGUGCGUGGCUUUCCUUGGUCGUGGUGCGCACGGCGGUACCCCCCUAGACCAUCACAGGUGGUGGCGGCACGCUGCGAAGCUGAACGCCGGCGACUGGGGGGUCGCGGAGCACGAGUCAGUCAUGAAAGCUCUGACCCAUGCAGGGUCAUAUGACCAGCUGGACCUCGCCAACCUCGCCUGCAUCGAACACCUAUGCAGGCGUGCCCAACUCAUCGAGCACUACUACCGCGAAAAGAUCAGGGACGUGGACCGCGGCGCCAUCGGCAAGAACGCGCUGCCCUACGACGAGCAGGAGAUGUUCAUGGGGGAGGAGUUAGAGAGGGAGGCCGCGAUCGCGAAGCAGGCGCGCAAGGCUCGCGAGGAGCGCGAGCUGGCGCGGCGACUUGGCGCGGCGCUGGGCGCGCGGGGCCUGACCAUCCCCGCGCAGCUGUACCGGUCAUCAGCCUUGGCGGAAGGAGACGCCACCGUCACUGCCAGCGAGUUCGCGGCCAACAGGGUGAUUGACAUAGGUGAGCCGCCGAAGGGCCUCACUCCUUCUGCCGCCUUCAACGAGGUGGUGAAGUCCGCCGACUACCACGGUGAGCGUGUGGACGUUGCUGCUAUCGAUAUUUGCUUCCUUUCUCUUCCUCCGGAAGGUCAUCGGCCCGCCCCACUGGCUGAACUCCUGGGGGCUGGGGGCGCGCUGGAGAUCGAGCGAUGUUGUAAGGAGCUUGGCUGGCCAAGUGAAGUUGCGGCCGAGAUAAAGGCUUCGCUCAACUUGAGGCGGCCCCACAUGGACCGCGGGCUCGUGCAGCGGCCGCGCAUCUACGCCCACCUCGUGGAGGCCCUGCUCAAGCGCGGGCUCAUCGAUUUUGGCACAGACGUGCGCUGCGAGUGUGGAGUUUCCAGAGCAUGGAAGAAGUCGGGGAAGCAGAGGAUGGCGAUUGACGCCCGCCUCUCGAACGCCCACUUCGGCCACUCGAAGGAGACGCCUCUGCCCACCGGGGCCGCCUUCUCGGAGAUCGACCUCGAGGGCGAGGCCGAGGCGUGGUUCGCCGCUCUGGAUCUGAAGGACGCCUUCUACUACAUUGAGCUGCCCAUGCAGCUGCGCUGCUACUUCGGCCUGCCGAAGGUGUCUGCGAAGAACAUGCACCUUCCGACGGACGUGCUCAGCCUGGCCGUGGACGGGUUCCUCCAGCCGAGGUUUGCCGCGAUGCCGAUGGGGUGGACGCACGCGCUCUACUGGGCGCAACUCGCCCACUGCCGCAUCCUGACGCGGGCCUUCCCGGACUUCGAGGUGGAGGGCUUCUUGGCCGACAACAGGGCGCUGCCGUCGGCGGAGAAGGGGGUCAUCGGCCUGUGCGUCGACAACUUCGCGGCGGUGGGCCACUCUGCCGAGGCCGCCAACCAGCUGGCGGCCCGGGCCACAAACCGCCGCCGCUGGCGCCUGCGGCUGGCGCUGGAGCACGCCCUGACGCGGAACAAGCUCUCGGGACAUGAGCUCCGGCAGCUCGUAGGCUACUUCACGUUCUGCGCGCUGGUGCAGCGGACCGCCUUCCUGAAGGAGUCAAAGGCGCUGGACAGGAAGUGGUCGCGCGUUGGUGCUCUGCCUGGCCGGGCGACUGCCGGCCUCAGCCGCGGCUCCGACCAGGAGGACCUGCGCACGCGGCGGCCCGCCAGCAGCAGCGCGGGGGCCGCGCCAGUGCACGAGGACCAGUUGCCCCGGGCUACGAGCGCCCUGAAGGGCGCCAGGCGGGGCGGGGGGCGAAGGCAUCCCAUCGUGAGGAUGGGCCGCACGGCCGCGCUGCGCCUGGCGGCCCACGGAGACGAGAGGGGCGCCCCGAGGACGGUUCUGGAGAUGCACGCCGCGGCGCCCAACUCCAGGGCCCAGUACUCCAAGAUGUGGGAGAGCCUCCAGGACUGGGCGGAGCACCACAUGCUGCCGCUCAGCCCGCCCAGCGCUCUCGACGCGACGCUGGCCGAGUACCUGGAGCACCUUUACUUCGGAGGCCACGACGCGGGGAUGGGGGCGAAGGCGAUCUCUGCAGUUGGCUUCUUUGUGCCGGAGGUCUCGCGCCACGGGGCAGCCAGGCUGCCCAUCCCAGCGGAGGCGGCGACCGCCAUCGUGGUCGCCACGCGCGCCCGCGGGGAGCGGAGAGCCGCUGCAGGGACGCUGCCAGCGACCACCUGCUACCUGCGGCCUGGGGAGCUGGCCGCCGCGAAGCUUGCGGACCUGCUACCGCCGGGGGCUUUCGCUGGCGAGGGCCACGUUCACUGGGUGCUCCAGCUGAACAGGUUCGAGGAGGGGGGGCCGUCCAAGACGGGGCGCUUCGACGACUCGAUCGCGCUCGACGAUCCGAGGCACGCCGCGCUGCACAGGUUCCUCGGCCAGCUCAAGCGGACAGCACACCCGGACGAGCCACCCAUCGGGAUGGGGCAGCUCCAGCACGCAAAGCUGUUCGGCGAGGUGAUGAACGAGCUGCGCCUGAACAUCCUCGGGCCGCCAGCGCCGCACCAACUGCGGCACGCCGGCGCGUCAGACGACCGGGCGAGCGGCCAGAGGAUGCUGGCGGGUAUAAAGAAGAGAGCGGCCGCCGACUGGCGGCCGCGGCGGCCUGGCGCGGCGCAGUGCCUGGGGCUGCGGGAGCGCCUGCCGGGCCACCCAGGCUUGGACAUCGUGGAUGCGCGGGCGGACG